AUGCCCCUCUGGCAGAUAUACCACCCCGCCGGCACAUUCCAGGAUAAUGCAUCCAAGCAAGCCUUCGCAGAAGACAUCACAAAGAUGUACACCGAGGACCUCGGUCUACCAGCCUUCUACGUGGUAACUCAAUUCCAUAGGAUGGACAACGCCGACGUGUUUAUUGGCGGGAAGACAAAGACUACCACUGAAAAACCAUUUGUUCGCGUGGUCAUCAAUCACGUCGCGGUCCAUGUACCUGAUGAGAAUGCCGCGUACCUCCGUACUACGUCUCGUCUUGACGCUAUUGUGAAACCUCAUUUGCUGGACAGGGGGUACGACUUUGAGUACCAUGUUGAUGAGACUGAGAGACGACUUUGGAAGAUUAAUAGUUUGAUUCCACCACCUUUCAAGAGUGCCGAGGAGAGGAUUUGGGUUGAGAAGAAUGAGGUGUUGCCUUAUGAUGGUGCUUAUCCGCCCAAUUAA
Molecule: messenger RNA, 465 nt
Organism: Penicillium angulare
Lineage: Eukaryota; Fungi; Ascomycota; Eurotiomycetes; Eurotiales; Aspergillaceae
Product: tautomerase family protein
Exons: 1
Coding region: 1-465 (154 amino acids)
Source: RefSeq, a predicted model, not a curated record